Molecule: messenger RNA, 3618 nt
Organism: Hyaena hyaena (striped hyena)
Lineage: Eukaryota; Metazoa; Chordata; Mammalia; Carnivora; Hyaenidae
Gene: FARP2
Product: FERM, ARH/RhoGEF and pleckstrin domain protein 2
Exons: 29
Coding region: 111-3362 (1083 amino acids)
Cellular component (GO): cytoskeleton
Molecular function (GO): cytoskeletal protein binding; guanyl-nucleotide exchange factor activity
Source: RefSeq, a predicted model, not a curated record
GGCAGUCAGGCGCGGCGGUCGCGAGCGGGCGGAGCUGCGGAAACCCGGGGUCCGCUGCGGACGACGGCGCGGGCCGGGCUGGCGGAGCGCUCUUCAUUAGCCGGUGAAGAAUGGGGGAGAUAGAAGGAACAUACAGAGUCUUGCAGACUCCAGGGACACGCUUGGGCGCCCAGACCCCAGGGGGAGUGAGCACCCUCGAGCCUGGGCAGACUGUCUUGGCACCAGCGGCACGGGCAUCAGCCAGAGCGCAGGAGAAGCACCUUCACAUCCGAGUGAAGCUGCUGGACAACACCGUGGAAAUAUUUGACAUUGAGCCUAAGCACAAUGGCCAGACGCUGCUGACUCAGGUGUGGAGGCGUUUGAACCUGACGGAGUGUGACUACUUCGGGCUGGAGUUUCAGCACCCCCGGGCCUACUGGAUUUGGCUCGAACCUAUGAAGCCCAUCAUUAGGCAAAUACGAAGGCCAAAGAACGCAUUGCUCCGUCUAGCAGUGAAAUUUUUCCCACCUGAUCCGGGUCAGUUGCAGGAAGAAUACACAAGGUACCUGUUCGCCUUGCAGCUGAAGAGAGACCUCCUGGAGGAGCGCCUGCCCUGCGCGGACACCACGGCCGCCCUUCUGGCAGCCCACCUCCUGCAGUCGGAAAUAGGAGAUUAUGAUGAAACCCUGGAUCGAGAGCACCUUAAAGUGAAUGAGUACCUGCCCAGUCAGGAACGUUCUCUUGAGAAGAUUCUAGAAUUCCAUCGGAAGCACACGGGCCAGACGCCUGCUGAGUCCGAUUUCCAGGUGCUCGAAAUUGCCCGAAAGUUGGAAAUGUAUGGCAUCCGAUUUCACGCCGCUUCUGACAGGGAGGGGGCCAGAAUCAACCUGGCCGUCUCCCACAUGGGUGUCCACGUGUUCCAGGGCACCACCAAGAUUAACACUUUCAACUGGUCCAGAGUACGAAAACUCAGCUUCAAGAGGAAAAGGUUUCUCAUCAAACUGCACCCAGAGGUCCAUGGACCUUACCAGGACACGCUAGAGUUCUUAUUGGGUAGCAGAGAUGGAUGCAAGAACUUCUGGAAGAUCUGUGUGGAAUAUCACACCUUCUUUCGACUCGUUGAUCAGCCUCAGCCCAGAGCUAAAGCUGCCCUCUUCAGCAGGGGCUCCUCCUUCAGAUACAGCGGAAGGACUCAGAAGCAGCUGGUGGAUUAUGUCCGAGACAGUGGGGUGAAGAGGGUUCCCUACGAGAGGAGACACAGCAAGACCCGGACGGCUGUUCAUGCUCUGACUGCAGACUUGCCGAGGCAGAGCGUCCCCUUCACCGAGGGCCUGAGGACCUCUGCGCCCCCGACUUCCGCAGACGCCCCCUUCUGUUCUGUCCCUACCUCCCCUCUGGCCCUGCGGGGCCUGCCUGAUUUCAGAGACAGCACUGGCUCCCUCACCGAGCCCCGGACUCCCGACGCCAGGAGGCCAGCCGCAGCCGACGGUGACACCAGAGGGGCCCCGGCCCCCGGGCCCCCUGCGCCGCAGCCUUGUCAAGGUGUUGGGUUUUGUCACGUUGUGAGGAGCUGCAGCCCCAGCCGUCCCGUGGGUCAGAGUCACGACGCCGCCACAGGCCCAGAUGCAGGGGGCGCUGGCAGGGAGCGCAGAGCUGCUGGCCUUUCCGUGGACAGUCCUCAGCCUUCUCCCUCCACCCGGAAGAGCCCACUGAGCCUGAGCCCUGCGUCUCAGGUGACUCUGGGCCCAGCUGAACAGGGCUUGUCCCCCCUCCUGAGCCCUGUCCUUAGCGACGCUGGCGGAGCCAGGAUGGACGGCGAGGAGGAGCCAAAACACAAGAGCACGGCCGCAGACGAGGCCUAUUUCAUAGCAAAGGAGAUUCUCGCUACAGAACGAACGUACCUGAAGGAUUUAGAAGUUCUCACUGUGUGGUUCCGCAGUGCUGUGGUCAAGGAGGACGCCAUGCCUGCAGACCUGAUGACCCUGCUCUUCUCCAACAUAGACCCCAUCUACGAGUUCCACAGAGGCUUCCUGCGCGAGGUGGAGCAGAGGCUGGCGCUCUGGGAAGGGUCUUCCAGUGCCCAUUCCUCAGGCGACCAUCAACGGAUCGGUGACAUCCUGCUCAGGAACAUGCAUCAGCUAAAGGAGUUCACCGGCUACUUCCAAAGGCACGACGAAGUCCUGACAGAACUGGAAAAGGCCACUAAACGCUUUAAGAAGCUAGAGGCGGUAUACAAAGAGUUCGAGCUCCAGAAAGUCUGCUACUUGCCUCUUAACACGUUCCUGCUGAAGCCCAUCCAGCGGCUGGUGCACUACCGCCUGCUGCUGAGCCGGCUGUGUGGGCACUACGCGCCUGGGCACCGUGACUACGCCGACUGCCGAGAUGCCCUCCAGGCCAUCACAGAAGUGACCUCCACACUCCAGCACAGCCUUGCCCGGCUGGAAAACCUCCAGAAACUGACAGAGCUGCAGCGGGACUUGGUCGGCAUCGAGAAUCUCAUCACUCCCGGCAGGGAGUUUAUCCGCGAGGGCUGCCUUCACAAGCUCACCAAGAAGGGCCUGCAGCAGAGAAUGUUCUUUCUGUUCUCAGAUGUGCUGCUCUACACGAGCAGAGGCGCCGCGGGCAGCAGCCACUUCCGGAUCCGGGGCCUCCUCCCGCUCCGCGGCAUGCUGCUAAUAGUGCUGGACCCACCGGUGGAAGAGGGCGAGGGUGAGCGGUCUGUCCCACACUGUUUCACCAUCUGUGCGGCUCAGAAGACAGUCGUGGUGGCAGCCAGCACCCGCCUGGAAAAGGAGAAGUGGAUAUGUGACCUGAACACAGCCAUCGACAUGGCCAAGAGCGUGGGUGACCCGUCCCUGGCGCUGCCGGGCAGCAUGCUCUGCCCUCCUCCCCACAGGUCCUCGGAGGUGUCUCUGGAACAAGAGCCCGAAGACGCUCGCGGCAGCCACGGGUCCCUGGAGGGGCAGGGCCAGCCCCGGGCCAACACCACAGUGCACGUGUGCUGGUACCGGAACACCAGCGUCUCCAGGGCUGACCACAGCGCGGCCGUCGAGAACCAGCUCUCAGGGUAUUUGCUGAGGAAAUUCAAAAACAGUAACGGCUGGCAGAAGCUCUGGGUCGUUUUUACCAAUUUCUGUUUGUUCUUCUACAAAACUCAUCAGGACGACUACCCCCUGGCCAGCCUCCCGCUGCUGGGCUACAGCGUGGGCGUCCCCCAGGAGGCCGACGGCGUCCACAAGGAGCACGUCUUCAAGCUCCAGUUCAAGUCCCACGUCUACUUCUUCCGGGCUGAGAGCAAGUACACCUUCGAGAGGUGGAUGGAGGUGAUCGACAGAGCCAGCAGCUCGCCCCGGAGGGCCAGGCGGCCCGGGGACGAGGCGUGAGGCCCGCGCUGCCCGAGGAGGAGCAGUGCCCCGCGGGGGCCCGACCCAGGGCUGGAACCAGGGUGGCCCUGCAGCUGCGCACCAGGGGACACGUGUCCGCACAAGUGCAGCAAGCGCUGCGGUGCCCGCCCCGCCCACCUCUGGAGGAGUGGACACCGAAGCUCCCGCCUGGCCUCCCGGGCAAGGGCCUCGGGUUUCUCGGUUCCCCGGGGCGUCCUCACAAAUCCAAGUAAGCGGACACGGGCUGGCCGUCCAU